GGCUUCCGCUUCCGGGAGCGACCGCUGCCGGCAAGAUGGCGACGCCCGCCACGAGGGAGGGGUCGGAGGCCGAGCCCCGCCUCAGCAAGAACGAGCUGAAGCGGCGCCUGAAGGCGGAGAAGAAAGUGGCCGAAAAGGAGGCGAAGCAGAAGGAGCAGAGCGAGAAGCCGCCCGCCGAGGGGGCCGCCGACGAGGACGCCCUGCUGGACGCCACCCAAUAUUACAAGAUCCGCAGCCAGGCCAUCCAGCUGCUGAAGGGCACGCCUGAAGAUCCCUAUCCGCACAAGUUCCACGUGGAUCUCUCCCUUACAGACUUCAUAGACAAGUACAGCCAUCUGAAGGCGGGCGAUCACUUGGCUGAGGUCACAGUGAGAGUGGCAGGUCGGAUCCAUGCAAAACGUGCCUCUGGAGGGAAGCUGAUCUUCUACGAUCUUCGUGGAGAGGGAGUUAAGUUACAAGUUAUGGCAAACUCCAGAAACUACAAAUCUGAAGAAGAAUAUUUGUGUAUUAACAACAAACUUCGGCGUGGAGACAUUAUAGGGGUUCAGGGGAAUCCCGGCAAGACAAAGAAGGGGGAGUUGAGCAUAAUUCCUUCUGAAAUCACCCUGCUAUCACCCUGUCUUCAUAUGCUGCCUCAUCUUCAUUUUGGGCUCAAGGACAAGGAAACCAGAUUUCGGCAGAGAUACCUGGAUUUAAUUCUUAAUGAUUUUGUGAGACAAAAGUUCAUUAUCCGGGCAAAGAUUAUAACGUACAUUCGAAAUUUCCUAGAUGAGCUGGGAUUUUUGGAAGUGGAGACGCCCAUGAUGAACAUCAUCCCUGGGGGGGCUGUGGCAAAGCCUUUCAUCACCUACCACAAUGAGCUGGACAUGAACCUGUACAUGAGGAUCGCACCAGAGCUCUACCACAAGACGCUGGUGGUUGGAGGAAUGGACAGGGUCUAUGAAAUUGGGCGCCAGUUCCGAAAUGAAGGCAUUGAUUUAACACACAACCCAGAGUUCACCACUUGUGAGUUUUACAUGGCUUAUGCAGACUACCAUGACUUGAUGGAGAUCACGGAGCACCUGCUUUCAGGAAUGGUGAAGUACAUCACGGGUGGUUACAAGGUGACAUACCAUCCCGAAGGCCCUGAAGGCCAGGCCUAUGACAUCGAUUUCACUCCGCCCUUCCAGAGGAUCAGCAUGGUGGGCGAGCUGGAGCGAGUGCUGGGUGUGAAGCUCCCUGGGACAGACCAGUUUGAGACAGAAGAGACUCGCACCUUCCUUGAUGCCCUCUGUGAAGAGAGGGGGGUUGAGUGUCCAUCCCCUCGGACCACAGCCCGGCUCCUUGAUAAGCUGGUUGGGGAGUAUUUGGAAGUGACGUGCAUCAACCCCACAUUUAUCUGUGAUCACCCUCAAAUCAUGAGCCCCCUGGCCAAAUGGCAUCGUGUGCAGCAAGGACUGACGGAGCGCUUUGAGCUCUUUGUGAUGAAGAAGGAAGUGUGCAACGCAUACACAGAGCUGAAUGACCCUUUUCGGCAGCGGCAGCUCUUUGCAGAUCAGGCGAAGGCUAAAGCUGCUGGAGAUGACGAGGCGAUGUUCAUUGACGAGAACUUCUGCACAGCUCUUGAAUAUGGGCUGCCCCCCACCGCUGGCUGGGGCAUGGGCAUCGACCGCUUGGCGAUGUUCCUGACCGACUCAAACAACAUUAAGGAGGUGCUGCUGUUCCCUGCCCUGAAGCCGGAUGACAAGAAGAAGGAGGUGCUGCCUGAGCCCCCUGCGGAGGAGGGCACUUCAGUGUGACCCACCCGGCUGCAGAGGAGGAGGCUCUUUGGAGACUUGAACACAAUUGCAUUUUUUCCAGUCAAGAAUAAAGGAGAUCUUUGCUCUCUCA
Heteronotia binoei (common prickly gecko) is the source of this 1869-nucleotide messenger RNA. It is a transcript of the gene KARS1, whose product is annotated as lysyl-tRNA synthetase 1. NCBI's taxonomy places the organism in Eukaryota, Metazoa, Chordata, Lepidosauria, Squamata, Gekkonidae. The record is from RefSeq and is a predicted model, not a curated record. Bases 36 to 1778 code for a protein of 580 amino acids. The transcript has 14 exons. Gene Ontology annotation, biological process: lysyl-tRNA aminoacylation; positive regulation of macrophage activation; basophil activation involved in immune response. Gene Ontology annotation, molecular function: ATP binding; tRNA binding; lysine-tRNA ligase activity. Gene Ontology annotation, cellular component: cytoplasm; nucleus; mitochondrion.